AAAAUCUGAGGUGGGAGAGUUCAGCCUGGGCAUCCCAGGCAACAUCAACAGAAUGAGCUACCCUACUUUCAAGAAACUGAGUGUUGUUGGGUUUUAUCCACCCGUGACAUCCGUGCCCACAGCCACAGACAUGUGUUCCCCCCGCAGUGGCCUCUCGGGCGGGGCUAUACGAGUCAAUAUAAGAGAGGACUAGGUCCGAUGGGUGGUGGUAGAAUCUCCUGUGGACCUGCUGCGACCCCUCUGCUCCUCUUAGUCCUGAUCUGCUGCCUCCUGCCGGGACCUCCGCCCUCCUAGCUCCUCCUCCAGCACCAGCACCAGCACUGGGACCAGCACCAUGGAUAGCUCCGGGAUCGGGAUGCUCCGCGGACUGCUGUUUGUCGGCCUGUUGUCCGUCAUCUGUCACGGCCAGGCGUCCCAGGAAGUCUCCGCAGAGGACUUCGGAGUGGACAAACCAGAACCAGCCGCAGACAGAGACCUGGUCGACGCGCUGGAGGCUCUGCUGGGAAGGAUGCACAAUCGUAUUUCCUCCACUGAGAAAAGAGGAAGCAUCCCUCUGUGUGUGAUGGGUGACCGGUGUGCCAUGAAGUACGGACCUCGCAUCGGGAAGCUCUGCGACUGCGGCAGAGGAGCCAACUGCAACUCCUACCUGCUCAAAUGCCUCUGAAGCACUGAGGUUUUCUUUUCUUUUCUUUUAUUCGCAAACACAGCAUCACUUCUGCAGGAACAAACUUCCUUCCACAACCUCAGCAGGCUUCCAUAAACUGGCACAAUGACCCUGACUCUCUGAAUCUUAAUAUCAGGCUCUAAUAUCAUCAUUUAUAUCCGUUAUGCAUUGGUGUUGUUUUGGCAGCUGUUGCCUGAGGAAGAGCAUGCGUUAUGUAUUGCUAAACGUCCUGAAUAUUUACUGUAGCAUGUGAAUGUUUCAUGUUCAAUAAACACAUUUAUCAACA
Messenger RNA from Sander lucioperca (pikeperch), 950 nucleotides. It is a transcript of the gene cartl, whose product is annotated as cocaine- and amphetamine-regulated transcript-like. The transcript is spliced from 4 exons. Gene Ontology annotation, molecular function: neuropeptide hormone activity. Lineage: Eukaryota; Metazoa; Chordata; Actinopteri; Perciformes; Percidae. The coding region runs from base 335 to 664 and encodes 109 amino acids. The record is from RefSeq and is a predicted model, not a curated record. Gene Ontology annotation, biological process: negative regulation of appetite; cellular response to starvation; G protein-coupled receptor signaling pathway.